GGAGAUAGAGCGGGAUGUGAACCGCACCUUCCCCAACCACCGGCUGUUCCAGGAGGAGAGGGGUGCCGGCCAGCAGUCCCUCUUCAACGUCAUCAAAGCCUACUCUGUGUUGGACAAGGAGGUCGGCUACUGCCAGGGAAUGGGGUUCAUAGCAGCAACGCUGCUGAUGAGCAUGGGCGAGGAGCAUGCCUUCACGUGCCUUGUCUUUCUCAUGUACCGCUGCGGCCUGCGCGGGGUCUUCCUGCCCGACAUGCAGCAGCUGCAAGUGCGCAUGUACCAGCUCACCCAGCUGCUCAUCCACACUCUGCCACGCGUGCAUGCCUUCUUUGAACACCUCGACAUCAAACCCGUGAUGUACGCGGCAGACUGGUUCCUGACUCUCUUCGCGCGCACCAUGCCUCACUACCUCGUCUUCCGCGUCUUCGACAUCAUCCUUG
Closterium sp. Yama58-4 is the source of this 437-nucleotide messenger RNA. Lineage: Eukaryota; Viridiplantae; Streptophyta; Zygnematophyceae; Desmidiales; Closteriaceae. The record is from the annotation of a GenBank genome assembly.